Molecule: messenger RNA, 1138 nt
Organism: Lobosporangium transversale
Lineage: Eukaryota; Fungi; Mortierellomycota; Mortierellomycetes; Mortierellales; Mortierellaceae
Exons: 2
Coding region: 21-1079 (352 amino acids)
Biological process (GO): DNA damage response; fatty acid metabolic process
Cellular component (GO): mitochondrial matrix
Source: RefSeq, a predicted model, not a curated record
AAAAAAAAAAAAAAAAAAAAAUGUCAAGGAUCUAUACCUUGGGAAUACGAGUUUUCUCAAGGCUCAGCAACAGAGCACCAACACCACUGUCAUCUUUGAAUGAGGGAGCGUCAUUUACUAGAAUGAAUCAUGUUGCUAAUUCCAACUCAUUCCCCUUUUUCCUUCGCGGCAAUAAACCAAGUAUCAACCAGUUUUCAAAGAUCCACACGAUAGCAAUGCCAUGCUAUCACCAUCAUUCAAGGCAGUUUUCUACUCAGCCAUCCAUUCUAUCUUCCCAAAUACCUCCGUCUUCUCCAUCCCCAUCACUAUCAACAGAUAUUUUGAAUUAUCAGAAACUUUGCACCCCUGAUCAUCUUGCUGCAACACACUUUGAUCUCUCUCGAAUCAAAGAUCCUAAAGAACGAAGUCAGAUCUUGCAGGACUUCAUCCUUGUACCUGAUUAUCUUUCUUCAACAGAACAUGAUAUGCUUGUCGAUGCCGCCGUCAGGAAAUUGAAGCGCGCUCUUGGCAAACAGAUUCGAUAUGAGGAUGGACAUUUCGAUGGCGUCAUUACUCGAUACCGUGAAUGCUCGGCCUCAGAAUGGGGUAGUAGUGGAGGCGCAGGCCCAGGUGAAGAUGCACUCUCAUCAACAUCAACUUCAGCGAUGGCUCGUCCCGAGAGAACGACCCCUCUUGAAAUUAUGCAAUCUAUCAAACGCGAGUUCUUUCCUCUACACUGGCAUUGGGUCUCGCCACACAUCUUGGAGCUCGAGUCUGAAAAGGGUGGGAUCAAACCCCAUGUGGAUCACUUAGAUGCUUCUGGAGAAGUCGUUGCUGGACUCUGUUUGGGUUCAGAUGCUGUGAUGGAGUUGAUCCAUGAAUCCGACCCACAUCACAAAACUUUCAGAGUCCUUUUACCUAAACGGUGUUUUUAUUUCCAGCGGGGCCAGGUUCGAUAUCACUACAAACAUGGCAUCCCAAUCGACCCACAGGACCAUGCAUUCAAGGGUAAGAUCAUUCCCAAGGAGAGACGGAUUUCUAUCAUGCUUAGGAACGCUUUGGAGUCAUCACCAUCACACUCAGAUAAAUAUAAAAUGUAAUAAAUAAUUGGUAUCGUUGACGCGAUGUGGGCUUUCUCUAAUAAAAGGUCAAUAGACAG